AUGAACCCAUUUUACAUGUUCGUUAUUUGCAUAGCUGUUAGUUAUGCCAAUACCAGUAUUGAAUUUAACACCACCAAUGCAGCAUGCCAUGAUGUGCCUGACUUCUGCAGCUGCUCUCACGUCUGGGUCACCUGUGACUGCCAAAAUGGUGUAAAAACAACUGGCAACUUAUUAGGCAACAAGAGGUUUAUCAAAAUAAGGAACUGCCAGAAAUUAACAGUUCCUCAUGGGAGUUUCAAGUCUGGACCCCUGGUAGUUAUAUUUCAAGACAUAAAAAAUCUAAGCUUAUCCACUGGCAGCUUUCAAGCUGGUAACAAUGUACGCAUAAACAUCACUAUUUUGAAUUCUACUGUCAUGGUAUUUCCAAGUCAGAUGUUUAGUGUGCCCGAGCCAGGAGGGCGGGUUCCCAAUGACUCAAUUCAGCCCUCAGGUCUUAUAUCAGCGACACCCUCCUUGGUGUUCAGUGUUAUUAAUAGUGAUAUAAAGAGGGUGGCAUCUGGAGCUUUUGCAAAUUUUACACUGCGAGAAGUGUACAUCAUUAGCACAAUCAUUCGACAAAUUGACACGGAGGCCAUCAACAACCAGGUGCUGAAAACCAUCAAUUUCUUCAACAACACAUUUAUAUCCCUGGCCAAACGAGCGGUGGUCCUUCAAAGCUCACUGAGAACCAUAGAGCUGAUACUUGAGAGAAACAAUUUCACAAGUAGUGUCCCACAAUUUCUGGUGGGGACCAUCAAAGGAGAUGUCUACAUGCUCAACAACACCUUUCCCAAGCUAGAGGUCUCACCCUGGCAGCUCAGGGUGGAGGGGGACGUCUUUCUUAAAGGCAAUAAUUUUAGUUUCCUUCCUCGCCAUGGGCUGGAUAUCACUGUCCAGCAUCGCAUCAAUCUUGUGGAAAAUGAGUUCCACCACCUUGGCCCCGAGGCUUUGCUGUACAUCAAGCCAGAAGGAAAGAAAAGUAUCUUUUUUAUGGAGCGUAACUUGAUAUACAACCAAGCGCCCAAGUCUCUUUGUCUUAAUGAGGAAUUUGAACCUAACUCUGUUGUUAUCAAGCAGGUCAGGUUCCAACAAAAGUGUACCUGCAACAUCACUAACCUCCUUGCUCAAGCACUAGACAUUGACAAGCCAACAUUGCAGGACAUAUACAACAAUGAAGUGCAUGAACAAUGGUUUAAGAAUGGAGAGUGCAUGCUCGAACCCCAAGGAGGGAUCAGCCACAUCUCUAUCGAUCAGUUUCUCAUCCACUCCUGCCUCAUACACAACCAGUAUACCCUGGAAAUCCUACUGUCCAUUGCCCUGAUUAUGGCUGUCAUUGCCAUCUUGGUUAUUUUGGGGUGGAGGAGGAUGAAGAACACAGAACCUACUUCCUCCACUGCUGAAUACCAAUCUUACACUGAGCCCCUUCCACCCACUACAGUUCCGGGAUCAUUGUUGGUGGUUCAGCCAGACACACGCACAUACCAAGAGACUGAGAUCCAUGUUCUCUUUGACAAGGCCCAAGAGAUUAAGGAUAAUGAUGGUGAAGAAGUAUAUGAGAAUGAGGAGGCCAAGGACAUCAAAGAAAAGAAGAGGACUCCAUCACCUUCUAUUAGGCAAUCAUGUCCUGUUCUCCCUACCCACCAAAACAACCAAAAACAUUGUGUAAAAUUCAUGCAGUGAGAAGAUUUAACUUGUUCUUAUCAAGGUAUUUUCUCAGCUUCUUUAGUGCAAGUCUAUAGUGAGGAUCCUAUCAUCUUCUACUAGGCAAUUAUGUCAUGUUUUCUAUUGCUGUUCCCCAAAACAAGCCAUGAGCAAUUAAUGAAGUGGCAAUAUUUAACUUGUCUCAAAUAAGGUAUUUCCUCAGAGUCCUUAUUGGAAGCCUAUGAUUAUAAGAACACUUUUGCACUGACUACAAAUUCCCCUAAGACAGGAGACUGCUGAGACAGAAAAAGAAUACUAGCUGAAUGGGAUGCAUUAGAAUUAAGUGUUUGGUGCUAAAUUAAGGUGUGGAUUCCAAAGGUUGAUAUGUGUCUGAAGCUCAAUCAGUCAAUCCAGAGAGCAUCACCACCACUCUAUCACCCUUUGAGCAAGUGUGGAAUUUCAAUUCGUAUAUGUGUGUGAGUGCGUGCGUGCGUAUGUGCAUGUGUGUGUGUGUGUAUUUACCUAUUUGUAGUCUACUGGGCCCGAGCUAAGCUCUAAUAGUCCUGCCUCCAUAUAUACAUUCAUCCAGCCUUUCCUUAAUUUGUUGGACACUGCUUGCCUCCACCACCUCUUCCAUGUGUUAACACUUCUAUGUAGAAAACUAUACUUUUUCAAGUCACUCAAACAGGUUCCUUUAUUAAAUUUCUUUUCCAUGUCCUCUCACCUCCUGCAUUCUUGCAGUUAAGAAGAGAUCAUCUCUAUCCACCUCAUCAAACUUAUUUACCAACUUAUACAGCAUGAUAAGAUCUCCUCUCAGGAGAUGUGUGUGUGUGUGUGUGUGUGUGUGUGUGUGUGUGUGUGUGUGUGUGUAUUUACCAAGUUGUAUUUACCUAGUUGUGAAAUACAGGAAGAGAACUGUACUAGGUUCGUGCUGUCCCGUCUCCAUAACGCUUAUUAUCCAGUUUGGCUUUAAAUUUAUGAAUUGUUUUUACACACACAGUCUCCUCAUCAAGUCUGUUCCAUGUUGUUAUGCUUCUGUAUGGAAAACUGUAUUUCUUGAUGUCUCUCCUACAGUCGCUCUUUUUCAAUUUCUUUACACUGCCUCUUGUCACACUUCUGUCAUGUACCACUAGGUCUUCCCUGGCCAAUUUCUCCAAUCCCUCUUGUAUCCUGUACAAUGCUAUUAGGUCCCCUCUCUCUCUUCUUCUCUCAGUGUUGUUAGUCCCAAUUUCUCCAGUCUUUCUUCAUAAGUAUUUUCUCUCAGAGUUUCCAGUAAUUUAGUCACUGCUCUUUGUAUUCUUUCCAACUUUCUAAUUUCUUUCUUCGAUCUAGGUGACCACACUAAUGCUGCAUAUUCCAGUCUUGGACGUAUCAUCGAUGUUAUUAGUUUCUUCACCAUUUCUUCAUCUAAAUAUGUAAAUGUUGCUUUUAUGUUUCUAAGAAGAUUGUAUGUUUCCCCAGUUAUCUGGUCUAUAUGUUUUCCAAAGGAUAACUUGUCUGUUAUGAUCGCUCCCAGAUCUUUUUCUUCAUAUUUUUCAUGAUUUUUUCAUUACUCAGAGAGUAGUUCCCCGAUAUUCGUCUACUGCUCUUACCAAACUCCAUCAUGCUACACUUCUCUGUAUUGAAUGUCAUUUCCCAUUUGCAUGACCAUUUGCUUAUUUUAUCGAGAUCUUGGCUCAGGGCUACACAGUCUUCUUCAUUAGCCACCCUCCUCAUUAUUUUAGCAUCAUCAGCAAACAUAUUCAUAUAGCUUGUCACCCCUUCUGUCAUGUCAUUAAUAUGACACGACAGAAGGGGUGACAAGCUAUAUGUGUGCGUGUGUGUGUGUGUAAAUGGUGAUGUGGGUUAGUUCACUUGAUGAAUUUUUCUCUUUUGACUCAAGGAUUUUUUUUUCUUACUUAGAUUAACUCAACUUUGCUUGGAAUAAUGAAUAGGGUAAGCAAUCAUAUAAAUAAGUGUGCAAGACAUCUUAAAUGUAAAAACAAUAAAACACAUGUAAUUAUA
This is a messenger RNA of Eriocheir sinensis (Chinese mitten crab), 3624 nucleotides long. RefSeq lists its product as uncharacterized. Bases 1 to 1659 code for a protein of 552 amino acids. The transcript has 6 exons. Lineage: Eukaryota; Metazoa; Arthropoda; Malacostraca; Decapoda; Varunidae. The record is from RefSeq and is a predicted model, not a curated record.